AUGAACAUUGAACAGAAAUAUGCAAAAACAAACACAACUCAUUUGGAAAACCUGCAAGUGGAAGAGGAUAACAAAUCGGACAAGUUUCAUGACAACAAAGUUAACAGUAAUGAUGAUGCAAGCAUUUCAAACUUUGCCUCCAUGAAAUUUAGCAAUCUUGAAAAAGAAUUUCAAAUGAUUUACAAAUAUCCGAUGUAUGAGGGGAUAUCCACUCCCAACGAAUCAGAAGUAAAUGAAGAAAUAUUAAGAAAUGAAUUUCAGAAAUGUCAUAUGCCGGAAUGUUCAAGUGCUUCAAAUGGACAAGCGGUACAGUACAAGCUCACUAAAGGGAACAUCCAAUUGUCGAACGAAACAAGGGAUCCAAUUUUAUUAUGCGAACAAGCAGUAGACCAAUAUGAAAAUCAUCUCGAAGACAAGUUUCAAAAUAUAUUAACUUCAGGUAGAAAUUGGGAGAAAAGUCUACCCAAGACAAAUUCUAUUGAAGAUAUUCUAAAAAAUAUUCAAGAUGGUAUAACUCUUGAAUCCAAGAACGGAAGAGAUACUGUGAAUGAGUUCAAGUCGAAAGGGAUAAAUUCUGUCAUUUCUGUUAUGAAAACAAAUGAAGAUUUUGUAAAUCCUCCAAAUUGUGCUACCCACUCGAGUAGUGUGAACCGCAAACAUGGCGAGCACUAUGACAGAGGUCGUUUCACCCCUACUGAAAAUGUGAACAAUGCAACAAUGCCAAAUGUACAAAUGGCACUUUCAGCUGAAUGUUGUGCACGUACCUCCCUUAUGGUGCACAUUGCACACAUGUGGUGGAAAGGGAAAAAGUUCUCUUAUCAUUGGGAGAGCACUAUGAAGAGACAGGAAAUUCAAAGGUGUGUAUACAACUUUUGCAUAAAUAUUGCAAAUGAAGAGUUCUACCUCACCCGCUUGGAAAAAGUGAGAGAAGAAAAUAUAUUUAAGGAAGAAAAUAAAAACAUUGAAAAAAUUCAAGUACAAGAAAAAAAAAACCAAGUUUUAUAUUACAAAAUAUGUGAAAUGUAUGAACAUGAAAGUUUAGGGAAUAUACAACCAAAUGAAGAAUACAUAAUUAAAAAAAAAUACCCAGCUGAAGAAAAAAAAUUACAAAAUCCUUUAAAAUUUCCACAAGUAUUAAGAGCAAUUGAGUUUACAAAAGAAGGAGGGAAUUUAUUGAAACAUACUCUAUAUAGUGUUCCACAUUUACGUUUUUUUUUUGUAAGUAAAGAUUUAAGUUUCAUUAAGUGGUUCUCAGCACGGAAAACAGAUGAUCAAUGUAAAAUCUAUUUUCAAAAUAUAAAUAGUGUAGAAAUAAAUAACCUGCAUGAACAAAUAUUGGAACAUCUAAAGAUAGACAUUUUGAAAAAGUUAUCUUUUUCUAUUGUAUACAAUAAUGAGAAGAAAAAAAUAACACUAACUUGUAAAUGUCUACAAGAAUUUAACUAUUGGGUUACCACAAUUAGGGCUCUAAUGUUUCAUUCGAAAAAAAUGAAAACAAGUGAAACUCUUUUAUUGUCUCAUAUGAAUUAUUACAAUUCAAAAAAUAUUAUUCAAGGGAAAUUAUAUAAUAGCCAAUGUACAAAUAAACCUUCAUACCUUGCUGCAGACACUGAUGAAUUUAAUGUUACACAAUAUGGACAAAAUAAGAACCCUAUGAUUGUUUCUUAUCAUCAAAAAGUAAAGACAAACAAAAAGUGUGAAUUGAAGAGGGAAGAUAAUAUACAAAAUGAACUUGAAAGAGAAGUACAGGAGGAAUAUUCUUUGGAAUCAUUUCAUUUAUACAAAUUGAUUGUGUUUCCAGAAUAUAAUGUGUAUCAAAUAAAAACAAAAUUUUAUUUACUUAAGGAGAAAGCAUAUAAAUACAGAAUUUUAAUCGAAAAAGAAAUUGAUGAGUUCCAGAUGGAUACCCAUUUUGAUAGCUCCACAUCUGGUGAAAGGGUUGAACAGUUAUCCCUUCCCUACACAGAAGAACUGGGUCCCUGUGAUCUUUUUUUUCACAAGGAAGAUAUAAAAGAGCACAGUGAUCUACUCACUUCUCACGUCAGUGUGGUGGAUGCAGAACAUUUAUGCGACAAGGUCAAAUCGGAAGAUGAUCCCAUACUUUGCUCCAGUCCCCCCCCGAGCAGGGCUAGAAGCAGGGCUAGGAGCAGGGCUAGAAGCAGGGAUAGGAGCAGGGAUAGGAGCAGGGAUAGAAGCAGAACCCGUUCCGAGUUGAACCGCAAUGGGACGUCGUUCCGAAGGUCUUCCCCCCAUGCCGCUCUCUCAGAAUUGUGCACAUUAAACAAAGAAACCAAAUUAGAUAUACGCCAUGAAAAAAAGCUAGACAGUAGAAAAAGAUACACAGCAAGCGAAGCUAGCGAAAAGGAUCGAGAAGACCAACCAGAAGAGGACUCAGAUGAAUUCAAACUCCAACUAAUGAUAAAAAUAUUCAAUCGAAUUGACAAAAAAAUCAAAAAUAUACAGAAGGAUAUUAUGUAUGUUGUUAAAGUAUUGAAGAGGGAAGAAUCAGAGAAGCACCAGGACCCCAAUUUGGGGAACGGCUUUUCCAUAGAACACAUUUUGAGAUAUACAGCAGAUGUGUGUAAAACGAUAGAAUGUAAACUAUACAAAAAUGGGAGUACUCACUCGGAUGCCACUAACAUUGGUAAAAACAAUACUAAUGAGAAACAGAAACAACAGGAAAUAAAAGGGAGGCUCAAAAGACAAGAACAUAUGAACAUAUUUCCUCAAGAUGAGAGAGAUCUUGAUUACAUGAACCCAGGGGAAAUUCCAAAUGGAAAAGCUAAUUUGGAUAGCCAUAAAAAAAACUCCAACAAACGAAUGCACAACAUCCUUUUUGAUAUGUGGUUAUGUGAAAUGGAAUUAGGAAAUAUCGAAGACAUAUACACAACUUAUAUUUAUAAUUCCAGAAAGAAGAAAAAUUUCAUGAAUAACCUCGAUGCUCCUACUUUUCUGAAGAAUAUCUCACAUCAGCUAUCAAACGCCAUUUUAAAAUACAUGAACUUUUGA
Messenger RNA from Plasmodium gonderi, 3009 nucleotides. RefSeq lists its product as hypothetical. The transcript has a single exon. Bases 1 to 3009 code for a protein of 1002 amino acids. The record is from RefSeq and is a predicted model, not a curated record. NCBI's taxonomy places the organism in Eukaryota, Apicomplexa, Aconoidasida, Haemosporida, Plasmodiidae.